GCACGCGCCCUCGUCCUCUCGCCCACCCGUGAGCUGGCCCUGCAGACCCUCAAGUUCACCAAGGAGCUGGGCAAGUUCACGGGCUUGAAGACAGCCCUGAUCCUGGGAGGAGACAAGAUGGAGGACCAGUUCGCUGCCCUGCACGAGAACCCCGACAUAAUCAUUGCCACCCCUGGGCGGCUGGUGCAUGUGGCGGUGGAGAUGAAGCUGAAGCUGCACACCGUGGAGUACGUCGUGUUCGACGAGGCCGACAGGCUCUUCGAGAUGGGCUUCGCUGAGCAGCUCCAGGAGAUCAUCGCCCGGCUCCCCGACUGCCACCAGACCGUCCUCUUCUCCGCCACAGCACAGUCCCUGGGGAUGGGGACACAACACGGCCUGACGGAGCCGAUGCUGAUCCGCCUGGAUGUGGAGUCCAAGCUCAGCGAGCAGCUCAAGCUGGCGUUCUUCCACGUGCGCGGGGACGACAAACCAGCCGUGCUGCUGCACCUGCUGCGCAGCGUGGUGAAGCCCCAGGACCAGACCGUCGUCUUCGUGGCCACCAAACACCACACGGAGUAUCUCAAGGAGCUGCUGACGGCGCAGGGCAUUCGCUGCACGCACAUCUACAGCUCUCUGGACCAGACCGCCCGCAAGAUCAACAUCGCCAAGUUCUCCCAGGGCAAGUGUCCCGUGCUGCUGGUCACCGACGUGGCUGCCCGCGGGCUGGACAUCCCCAUGCUGGACAAUGUCAUCAACUACAGCUUCCCCGCCAAAGCCAAGCUCUUCCUGCACCGCGUCG
This is a messenger RNA of Pterocles gutturalis (yellow-throated sandgrouse), 778 nucleotides long. RefSeq names its product DEAD (Asp-Glu-Ala-Asp) box polypeptide 54 (gene DDX54). The transcript is spliced from 8 exons. The record is from RefSeq and is a predicted model, not a curated record. Gene Ontology annotation, molecular function: nucleic acid binding; ATP binding. NCBI's taxonomy places the organism in Eukaryota, Metazoa, Chordata, Aves, Pterocliformes, Pteroclidae. The annotation marks the transcript as partial.